Salarias fasciatus (jewelled blenny) is the source of this 1554-nucleotide messenger RNA. Its product is annotated as G protein-activated inward rectifier potassium channel 1-like. Lineage: Eukaryota; Metazoa; Chordata; Actinopteri; Blenniiformes; Blenniidae. Gene Ontology annotation, biological process: regulation of monoatomic ion transmembrane transport; potassium ion import across plasma membrane. Gene Ontology annotation, cellular component: plasma membrane. The record is from RefSeq and is a predicted model, not a curated record. The coding region runs from base 1 to 1554 and encodes 517 amino acids. Gene Ontology annotation, molecular function: G-protein activated inward rectifier potassium channel activity. The transcript is spliced from 3 exons.
AUGUCUGCCAUACGGAGGAAAUUCGGCGAGGACUACCAGGUGGUGAACACCAACCGGAGCAUGACUUUCUCUGCCCCGGUGAAGAAAAAGCGGCAGCGCUUCGUGGAGAAGAACGGCCGCUGCAACGUGCAGCACGGUAACCUUGGCGGGGAGACCAGCAGGUACAUCUCCGACCUCUUCACCACGCUGGUGGACCUCAAGUGGAGGUGGAACCUGCUCAUCUUCAUCCUCACCUACACGGUGGCGUGGCUGGUCAUGGCCUCGAUGUGGUGGGUGAUCGCCUACAUCCGGGGCGACCUGAGCCACGGCGGCCACGACGCGUCCUACACGCCGUGCGUCGCCAACGUCUACAACUUUCCCUCCGCCUUCCUGUUCUUCAUCGAGACGGAGGCCACCAUCGGCUACGGCUCGCGCUACAUCACGGAGAAGUGCCCCGAGGGCAUCAUCCUCUUCCUCUUCCAGUCGCUGCUGGGCUCCAUCGUGGACGCCUUCCUCAUCGGCUGCAUGUUCAUCAAGAUGUCGCAGCCCAAGAAGCGCGCGGAGACGCUGAUGUUCAGCCAGGACGCGGUCGUCUCGCAGCGGGACGGCAAGCUGUGCCUCAUGUUCCGCGUGGGGAACCUGCGGAACAGCCACAUGGUGUCCGCGCAGAUCAGGUGCAAACUCAUCAAGUCUCGACAGACCCCGGAGGGGGAGUUUCUGCCCCUGGACCAGUGCGAGCUGGACGUGGGCUUCGGGACGGGGGCGGACCAGCUCUUCCUGGUGUCGCCUCUCACCAUCUGCCACGAGAUCAACACCAAGAGCCCGUUCUUCGAUCUGUCGCAGCGAUCGCUCAUGAACGAGCAGUUCGAGAUCGUCGUUAUCCUGGAGGGCAUCGUGGAGACGACUGGAAUGACCUGCCAGGCCCGAACGUCGUACACUGAGGACGAAGUCCUGUGGGGCCACCGCUUCCUGCCCGUCAUGUCGCUGGAGGAGGGCUUCUUCCGAGUCGACUACUCUCAGUUCCACAACACCUUCGAGGUCCCGACGCCGCCCUACAGCGUCAAAGAACAGGAGGAGAAGUCCUCGCUGACGUCGCCCAACCCCCUCCCUGUGGCGCCCACCCCGCCGUCCCCCCUGCUGGGCAACGGCGGGCGCGGCGGGCGCAGGGACAGGCUGCUGUCGGCGGACUGCGCCGACCACGCCGAGGACCAGCCGUCCCGGCUGCCCAGCAAGCUCCAGCGCAUGAGCUCCACCAAGGAGGAGCACCUGUGGAGGGGGCUGCGGUCGGCGCCGUCCCUGCCCGGGGGCAAGGCGUCCAGCACGGGCGACCUGCCGCUCAGCAUCCAGAGGCUGCGGUCCAGCUCCAUCCCGGCCGUGAGGCAGGGGCAGCCGGAGGAGCAGGUCCAGCUGCUGUCCCUGGACGGAGAGGCCGAGGACGGCGAGCCCGAGAGACACAAACCCCCCGCGGCCGUCUGCGGCGGCGGCGUUUCGGCACCGGGACACGGGCCUCUGGCGGGGGGCCGGCCGGAGGACAACCUGCCACCCAAACUGCGCAGAAUGAACGCCGACCGCUGA